Molecule: messenger RNA, 2370 nt
Organism: Chinchilla lanigera (long-tailed chinchilla)
Lineage: Eukaryota; Metazoa; Chordata; Mammalia; Rodentia; Chinchillidae
Product: vomeronasal type-2 receptor 116-like
Exons: 5
Coding region: 4-2370 (788 amino acids)
Biological process (GO): G protein-coupled receptor signaling pathway
Cellular component (GO): membrane
Molecular function (GO): G protein-coupled receptor activity
Source: RefSeq, a predicted model, not a curated record
CUUAUGUCCCAAAACUACCAAAAUGUUCUUGCCUUCAUUUUUGCCAUUGAAGAGAUCAACAGAAAUCCUCAUCUUUUACCCAACAUAUCUCUGGGCUAUGAGUCCCAUAAUUCCUUGCACAGUCAUGGGAAUAUAUUGAAGAAUAUCCUCAUUUUGCACACAGGACAGGAUGAGAUCCCAAACUACAUUUGUAGGCAAGGAAACAAGUCUAUAGCACUAUUAACGGGGACAUCAGCUAUAACAGCUGCUCAAACUGGACCACUGCUGGAGCUCUACAAGUUUCCACAGCUGACCUUUGGCUCUUUUGAUCCGAUCCUGAGUGAUGAUGACCAAUUUCCUUCCCUCUAUCAAAUGGCCCCAAAGGACACAUCCCUGGCCCUCGGCAUGGUCUCCUUGAUGCUCCAUUUCCGCUGGACCUGGGUGGGACUGGUCAUCACAGAAGGUGCAAAAGGGCUGCAGUUUCUCUCAGAUGUGAGAGCAGAGAUGGGCAGAAGCAGAGUCUGUGUGGCAUUUGUGAAAAUCAUCACAAGUGUGACUGUGUCAUACUACUUUCAACAACAACAGCACGAUUUCAUCACCCGGGAAACUCCUCCUGUGUAUGUAGUUAUCAUUUACUACGAUCCUGAGAGCAUAAAUGAUGUAAACUAUAACAUAGGGCUCCACAUAGUGACAUGGAGAGUCUGGGUGACAAACUCACAGUGGCACGCUGACCUGACUGGGAAAAAUUUCAUUCUUGACUCGUUCCACGGGACUCUCAUUUUUUCAAGUCAACAUAAGGAGAUUUCUGGUUUUAAAAAGUUUAUCCAGACAGUGAAUCCUUCCAGUUACCCAGAAGACAUUUUCUUACAGCAGCUUUGGUACUGGCACUUCCACUGCUCACUGUCUGAUUCUGGCUGUGUACUGGAGAACUGUAUACCCAAUGCCUCUCUGGCAUGGUUACCGGUGAAUCGUUUUGACACGGCCAUGAGUGAUGCGAGUUACAACAUAUACAAUGCUGUGUAUGCGGUGGCCCACGCCCUCCACGAGAUGCUCCUGCAACAAGUUCAAAAGCAGCCCGUGAGGAGUGGGGAAGCAUUAGUGAUUUCUCCCUGGAAGCUGCACUCCUUUCUGAGGAACAUCCAGUUUAACAACAGUGCUGGAGACCAAGUGAAUUUGGAAAAGAAAGUAAACCUGGACACAAAGUUUGACAUUCUCAACUUUUGGAAUUUUCCAGAAGGUCUUAGACUUAAGGUGAAAGUAGGGGAGUUCUCCCCUUGUGUUGCACACGGGCAACAACUGUCUUUAUCUGAGGAGAUGAUACAGUGGGCUAUAGGAAGUACAGAGACUCCCCACUCUGUGUGCGCUGAGAGUUGUCCUCCCGGAUUCAGGAAAUCCCCUCAGGAGGGAAAGGCUUCCUGCUGUUUUGAUUGCACUGCUUGCUCAGAGAAUGAGAUCACCAAUGACACAGAUAUGGAGCAGUGCGUGAGGUGUCCAGAUCAUCAGUAUGCCAACAUUGAACAAAACCACUGCCUGCAAAAGUCUGUGACUUUUCUGGCUUAUGAAGACCCCGUGGGGAAGAUCCUGGCUGGCACCGCCCUUAGUCUCACUGUCCUCACAGCUGCUGUCCUUGGCCUCUUUGUGAAGCACCGAGACACUCCCAUCGUCAAGGCCAACAACCGGGCUCUCAGUUACACCCUGCUCAUCUCCCUCACCUGCUGCUUCCUCUGCUCCUUGCUCUUCAUUGGCUGGCCCAGCACAGCCACCUGCAUCCUGCAGCAGACCUCAUUUGCAGUCGUGUUCACUGUGGCUGUUUCCACCGUCUUGGCCAAAACCAUUACUGUGGUGCUGGCCUUUAAGGUCACUGCUCCAGGCAGAAGGAUGAGGCAGUUGCUGGUAUCAGGGGCACCAAACUAUAUCAUCCCCAUCUGCUCCCUCAUCCAACUCACUCUCUGUGGAGUCUGGAUGGGGACAAAUCCACCCUACAUUGACACAGACGCUCACUCUGAACAUGGCCACAUCAUCAUCGUGUGCAACAAGGGCUCCCUCACUGCCUUCUACUGUGUGCUGGGAUACCUGGGCUCCCUGGCCCUGGCGAGCUUCACCGUGGCUUUCCUGGCCAGGAACCUGCCCGACACGUUCAAUGAAGCCAAGUUCCUGACGUUCAGCAUGCUGGUGUUCUGCAGCGUGUGGGUCACCUUCCUCCCCGUGUACCACAGCACCAAGGGGAAGGUCAUGGUGGCCAUGGAGGUCUUCUCCAUCUUGGCCUCCGGUGCGGGGCUGCUGGGCUGCAUCUUUGCCCCCAAGUGCUACGUUAUUUUGAUAAGACCAGAGAGGAAUUCUCUGCAUGGAUUCAGAGACAAAACACAUUCUAGGAGAAAGAAGACAUAUUAA